This is a messenger RNA of Fragaria vesca subsp. vesca, 2000 nucleotides long. RefSeq lists its product as uncharacterized. Gene Ontology annotation, biological process: regulation of transcription by RNA polymerase II. The record is from RefSeq and is a predicted model, not a curated record. Gene Ontology annotation, cellular component: SAGA complex. The coding region runs from base 219 to 1481 and encodes 420 amino acids. The transcript has a single exon. Lineage: Eukaryota; Viridiplantae; Streptophyta; Magnoliopsida; Rosales; Rosaceae. Gene Ontology annotation, molecular function: transcription coactivator activity.
UUUGAGAUUUGGGUUUUUUUAUUUAUUUGAUUAAUUUUGGGGGUUUCUGGAUUGUGGUUGUGUUCGGUGUAAUAUGCAGAGUGUUGAGUAUUGAUAUUGCAAUGAAUGAUAUGGGGGAGUGUAAAUUCUGGUUUUUUUCGAGAUAGGAGUAAAAGUGUUUUUUGUGGGGGGGGGUUUGUAAAUUAUUGUGGAUGGUGUAUGAAUCUGUUUGUUGAGAAAUGCAACCUCAGCAGUUGUCGAGGAUCGAUUUGGGUGAUCUGAGAGCUCAGUUAGUGAAGAGGAUCGGUCCUGAGAAGUCGAAGAAGUACUUUUUGUACUUGAAUAAGUUGUUGAGUCAGAAGCUGAGCAAGAAAGAGUUUGAUAAGUUGUGCCACCGGGUGUUAGGGAGUGAGAACUUGGCGCUGCAUAAUCAUUUUAUUCUGUCAAUCUUGAAGAAUGCAUGCCAAGCCAAGAUCCCGCCACCAGUUCACUCAUCAGGUCCUGCAAAACCUGGGGUGCAAGCUGCAAACAGUUCUCCAAGUAGAGAGGAUGGGCACGAACAAAGUGGGAGCCUUUUCCCGAAUCAGAAUCAAAAUGUGCCUGUUUGGUCUAAUGGGGUUGUGCCUCUGUCCCCAAGGAAGGGGAGGUCCACUAUACGUGAGCGGAAGCUAAGGGAUAGGCCUAGCCCACUUGGACCAAAUGGGAAGGUAGACAGUGUGUCGCACCUAUCCACAGGUUCAGAGGAUAAUGGCAGUAAGAUUAUCAUGGAGAAUGGGGAUGCAAAUCCAUUUGAUUAUCAGAGACCAAUGCAGCAUCUUCAACCAGUUGCCGAGCUACCUGAACGAGAAAGAGAUGGUGCAGUCAGGCGACCCACAGGAAAACCACAGAUGCUCAGCAAAGAUCCGGCCAACUUAGCAGUUAUGGAAGAUGGGGAAGAGGCGGAACAAUCAAACCGUUCGAGUUUCUCCAGAAGUCCUCUUCUUGCUCCAUUAGGGAUCCCAUUCUGCUCAGCCAGUGUAGGUGGGGCCCGCAAAGCUAUUCCGGUGGGUAGCAGCUGUGAUUUUGUUAGCUAUAAUGACAGUGGGGUCUUGUCUGAUACAGAGACCCUGAGAAACCGUAUGGAGCAGAUUGCUGCAGCACAAGGUGUUGGAGGUGUUUCUACAGAAUGUGCCAAUAUGUUGAAUAAUGUUUUGGAUGUGUACUUAAAGCGAUUGAUCAAAUCUUGUGUUGAGUUGGUGGGAUCAAGGUCUGCUUUAGAGCCAAGAAAGAAUGCUGCACCAAAGCAGCAGAUUCAAGGGAAGGUUAUCAAUGGCAUGUGGCCAAGCAACCACCCGCAUAUGCAGGGCAGCAAUGGGCCCUUGGAAGUUUCACAGGAGCAAAGACCGCAGCGCUCAAUAUCUUUGCUUGAUUUUAAGGUUGCUAUGGAGCUAAAUCCACAGCAACUUGGAGAAGACUGGCCACUGCUGCUGGAGAAGAUCUGUAUGCAGUCAUUUGAGGAAUGAAACAUCAGUAAGAAGAUACCCUUCAUACCAAAGUUGUGGUUGGGUUGGUCUGUUCCAGUUCGAAGUCCUGACAGUGGUUGUUCAAGAUCAGUGAUACAACUAAUCAUACUCACAUUGUCAGGAUGAACCAGAUGGUUCCUAAGUGGGUAAAGUUCCAGUUCUUCCAAGAAGAAAUCAUCUGUUCAAGCAUCAAAUGGCUGUAUUUGCUUGCUGCAGAGCCAGGACCAAUCCAGACCUAACUGCAACCAAUCAAGGGGUGCUUUGAAAUUAAACCCCCAUGUUUGGUUGUUUUGUUGUUGUUUAACAUAGAUGCUGCUGUAUUUGCAAUCACUCAAGAUCUCAAGCUUUCAGUGUAAUUGCAGCCAAGGAAGAGGACAUAUAAGAAAAUUUUGCAGGGAUACUGUUCUGUAGCUCGGUGAGAGGUACAAUUCCUUGUGUAAGAGCUGCAGUAUGCUCUGUAUGUAUUUUUAAAAUCUGAGAAUUGAUUGGCAUUUCAAUAACAAUAACACAUUGACAUCA